Messenger RNA from Meleagris gallopavo (turkey), 1634 nucleotides. It is a transcript of the gene COPS7B, whose product is annotated as COP9 signalosome subunit 7B. The record is from RefSeq and is a predicted model, not a curated record. Gene Ontology annotation, cellular component: COP9 signalosome. Lineage: Eukaryota; Metazoa; Chordata; Aves; Galliformes; Phasianidae. Gene Ontology annotation, biological process: COP9 signalosome assembly.
GACGGGAAUCGCCGCGGGCCAAACCUCGACCGGCCCCGCUGGUCGGCGCGUGCCCGGUGCCGGGCUGUUGGUUAAUACGUUAGCCCCUCUCCUAACGGUCCGCGUGCGGGAGGAAAGCCGAGGCGCGGCGCAGGCUCUCUCAGAGCUCCUCAGCACGGCACCGUGGCGCAGCCCCACUGAGGAGAGCUGCGCGGCGGCCGAGGCCGCGUCGAACGCGCGACGGCGUUUCAUAGCUUAUGAGUGACCUUAAGACGGCGGGGAGCGCCAGGUGCCCCGAUAGCUUACAUGGAACGGCCUCGCUGCGUUCUGGACAGCGCGCCGCUUCCCAAUGCGCCCAAGGAAGGGCAGCGAGCGCUCCCGAAGAAAAGCUGGCAGGGAGGCAGGGAGAGCGCGGGCGGCAGCAGAGCUGGAGGAGGCCAGAGCGAGCGGCUGUGUGCGAGGGAAGAGCCUGCGGGGCAGCAGCGCGGCGUGUUGCUCUGCCCCCGGCACGGGGGGCUCCGUCCCGCCCCGCUUAGGGCUCCUGGGAGGCGGCAGCCGGAGAGAAGCGGCUCUGGCAGCGAGCAACCCCUGCGGCAGCGAAGGGCUCCCGGCACGCGGCUAGCAGUGCUUCCAGAUGUCGGUGUUGGGGCCUUUGUGGUUUUGACGCGGGUUCCCAAGCUCUCCGCGCUGUGUGAGGAGAUUGAAAAACUUAGAAUGGCUGGAGAACAGAAACCAUCCUGCAAUCUUCUGGAGCAGUUUAUUUUACUAGCCAAAGGUACAAGUGGCUCAGCUCUGACUGCCCUGAUAAACCAAGUGCUGGAGGCUCCUGGGGUUUAUGUCUUUGGAGAGCUGUUGGAGUUAACAAAUGUGCAAGAGCUUGCUGAAGGGUCUAAUGCUGCUUAUUUCCAGUUGCUGAACCUGUUUGCAUAUGGAACGUACCCAGACUACGUAGCAAACAAAGAUAACCUGCCUGAAUUAACAGCAACUCAGAAAAACAAGCUGAAACACUUGACAAUAGUAAGCCUGGCUUCUAGAAUGAAGUGCAUUCCCUACUCCGUGUUGCUGAAGGACCUGGAUAUGAAGAAUCUGAGGGAGCUGGAAGAUCUGAUUAUAGAAGCGGUUUAUACAGAUAUUAUCCAGGGGAAGCUGGAUCAACGAAACCAGAUGCUAGAGGUGGAUUUUUGUAUUGGCAGAGAUAUUCAGAAGAAGGACAUCAGUAACAUUGUCAAAACACUCCAGGAAUGGUGUGACGGUUGUGAAGCAGUUCUUUUAGGGAUUGAGCAGCAAGUACUGAGAGCCAACCAAUACAAAGAGAACCAUCACCGAACCCAGCAGCAGGUAGAGAUGGAGGUCACAAACAUAAAGAAAACAUUAAAAGCUACAGCCUCGUCGUCGGCACAGGAGAUGGAACAGCAGCUGGUAGAGCGAGAGUGCCCUCCACACACAGAACAAAGGCAGCCCACAAAGAAGAUGUCCAAAGUUAAAGGGCUGGUCUCCAGCCGUCACUAGAACAUACCAUCCAAAUGUCAUUCAGCUAGGAAUGACAGCAGGAGGAGCAAAAAAGGGCCUGUGUCUUCUUUUCCAGUGGGUUCUGGGCCAGCCCCUUCCAGACUGGCAAAUAAAAGCCCUGUUUGAAGCAGCACCUGGCAAAGUUA